Exophiala xenobiotica is the source of this 1494-nucleotide messenger RNA. RefSeq lists its product as uncharacterized. NCBI's taxonomy places the organism in Eukaryota, Fungi, Ascomycota, Eurotiomycetes, Chaetothyriales, Herpotrichiellaceae. Gene Ontology annotation, molecular function: DNA-binding transcription factor activity; transcription cis-regulatory region binding. The record is from RefSeq and is a predicted model, not a curated record. The coding region runs from base 1 to 1494 and encodes 497 amino acids. Gene Ontology annotation, cellular component: nucleus. Gene Ontology annotation, biological process: positive regulation of transcription by RNA polymerase II. The transcript has 2 exons.
AUGGAGCCCAGUGGAGGCAGGCCUGAGAAUCAUACGGCCUUCGCCGUCGUUUCGAAGACCUACCAUAACACCAAUGUUAACCGAAACGAGAACCAAACCAUUGCGGACCAGUAUGCAGUUACCUCACAGCAGGGCAAUUCACCAGAGACACAGCGUUCCACGCUGGACAGUCCUCAAUCACUUAAUGGUCCCCAAAGUUUACUUGAUGAUAAUCCUCAUGAUCCUAUGAUAUCUGCAGAGGAUGCGUUUUACAUGGAGCGAUAUUGCUAUAUUCUGGGAUCAUGGUUCGAUGUCUUUGACUCGGCCAAACACUUUUCGAGAGUAGUCCCUCACCUCUCAUUGACACACCCGGUCCUUCGGCUCUCGGUUUUGGCAUGGGCUGCCAAACAAUACUACUUGACGAACUUGACUCAGUCGGUUGACACGUCUUUGGCAUACUAUGAUCGAGCAUUGAGAAUGCUGACAGCAUCUAUCAACGACGUUUCUACCUCAUCUCCACCCGCCGUCUUUGCAUCAUGUCUCCUUCUUGCAAUAUCGGAAUUGAUGGGUGACAGUUACCAAGAUUGGCAAUUGCACCUCGAAGGAACGUACUCACUCGUCUUGACUCACGGCUGGCACGGGCGCAGUGUUGGUCUGGGAGGGGCCUGUUUCUGGAUCUAUGCAAGAAUGGACGUUCUUUCAUCUCUCUCAACAGCCGAGUGCAGUCGUUUGAGCACAGAACUUUGGAUGCCCGUCGACGACGAAAUUCAUAUAUACGGACUUCUGGACUCUCCGACUCUAGAGGACUGGUCCAACCAGACAGUGUUUCUUCUCGCAGAGAUUCACAACUUGUUAUGCAAAGUCCGGGCCGCGGAGUCUGACGAGACGUUCAAUGGUUUUCUCGAGACAUGGAAUGCAUUAAAGGAAAAGAUCCGGCUGCAUAAGCAGCGACAGCCAAUCCAGUUCAAGCCUCUCGCGGUCCUGGAAGCGGGCGACACGAAGGACAACCCCUUUCCAACGAGGCGAUAUCUGAGUGAAAGUGUCUCCCUAGCCACCCAAUUUUGGAAUGUUGCACAGUUGCUUUUUAUCCUUGCGCGGCCGGAACGGAGCCGGCGAGAACGGUGUGACAGAUACCGGACGGAGGCGAAGACCUUCAUGACACUCGCCAAGCGAACAGUCGCAAUCAGUAUUCACAAUCGGCAUGAAAUCAAUUGGGUUGGAGCAACGCAAUUACUCAGCGUCACAGGUAUGGCGAUUGUGGACUGGGCCGAGCGCAAAGCAUUAUUGAAAUGCCUUAAGGAUAUCCACCUUCGUACGGGCUGGAAUACUCACGAAGUAAUUGAUGCUUUGCUCGCGUGGUGGGGGUGGUCGGCUCCACUGAACGAAAGAGGCCAAUCCUGGACGGAUGUUCAUCAAGAGAUAGGACCGUAUGCGAGCGUCUCGGAGUGGAUGCUUCGUAUGUUUGACUGCGGCGUUGUCAUGAAAGCUGCAAGACUGAGCAGCCAGACCCAAUAG